Felis catus (domestic cat) is the source of this 1899-nucleotide messenger RNA. RefSeq names its product lymphocyte specific protein 1 (gene LSP1). Gene Ontology annotation, molecular function: actin binding. Gene Ontology annotation, biological process: signal transduction. NCBI's taxonomy places the organism in Eukaryota, Metazoa, Chordata, Mammalia, Carnivora, Felidae. The record is from RefSeq and is a predicted model, not a curated record.
AUGGAACGUGCCAAAGCCCAGCCUCGUGAGCGCUCCGAGCCCUGUGCCAGGCGGUCCCAGCCCGGCUCGGGAGUGCCUGGCUUCCCUGGAGGGCCGUCCAGCGCCAGGAGGAGCCGGGGCCGGGACUGGAGGCCCGGAGGGGCAGGCCAGCCAGAGCAGACGGGGGCAGAGAUGCGGAAGAGCCGCGGUGCCGGGGCAAGGAGGCUGACGGUGGAGCACAUCACAGGAGGAGGAGACCUCUCAGCUCCCCUCUUCGGCUGUGAACUGGGGUGGCCGUGCCCCCUAAGUGGGGAGGGAGUGCCCCAGCCGGGGUACCCGGGCAGGGAGGUGGCUGCCCGGCUGGGUCUGCCCCUGGCCUGGCAGUGCCUGAUCGGCGAGGCUGCUGCCACCGGAUUCCAGUGGGGACACGUGGCACCUGUCUGGCUCACGACUCAGCGGAGCGCGGAAGAUGAGGAGGAGGCCGCCCGCGAGCGUCGCCGCCGGGCGAGGGACAGGGAGCUUCGGGAGGACGAGGACGGCGGCCAGUCCCCAGAGCCGCCGGAGCGGGAGAGCCUCCUCAGCCUGAAGCCCUCGGAGGCCCCUGAACUGGAUGAGGACGAGGGUUUCAGCGACUGGUCCCAGAAGCCAGAGCCACAGCGGCAGCCCUGGGAGGCCGGGGGGGCCUCCAACAGCGGGGAGCCCCCUCGGAGCGAGAGUCCGGAGGGGCAGCAGGAGGAGAACAGGCCCCAUCAGCAUGCCUACGGGAGCCAGGGUGGUGAUGAGCAGAGUCCAGCCAGAGUCAGCCUGGAGGAGUUGCAUCUGAGCCCCAGCUCAGAGCUCCAGGAUGGGCCGGAAACAGAGGAGACAGAGCCCAAGAGCCCAGAGGGGACCGUCCAGGGCAGCCUGGGGCCGGCAGAAGCCGAAGAGGCAGACGAGCAGCACCAGAAGCGCCAGCAGCCCAGGACGCCCAGCCCCCUGGUCUCGGAGGGUGCUACCGAACAGGGCUCACCUCCCCUGAGCCCCAGCACCAAACUCAUCGACAGAACUGAGUCCCUGAACCGCUCCAUCAGGAAGAGUAACAGUGUGAAGAAGUCCCAACCAGCCUUGCCCAUCUCCAAGAUUGAUGAGCGACUGGAGCAGUACACACAGGCCAUUGAGACUGCUGGCCGGACCCCCAAGCUAACCCGCCAGCCCUCCAUUGAGCUGCCCAGCAUGGCUGUGGCGAGCACCAAGAGCCGGUGGGAGACAGGAGAAGUGCAGGCUCAGUCCACUGCCAAGACCCCCUCUUGCAAGGACAUCGUAGCUGGAGACAUGAGCAAGAAAAGCCUCUGGGAGCAAAAAGGAGGCUCCAAGACGUCAUCGACAAUUAAGAGCACUCCGUCUGGAAAGAGGUACAAGUUUGUGGCCACCGGACAUGGGAAGUAUGAGAAGGUGCUUGUGGACGAGGGCUCGGUGCCCUAGGCUGCCCUUCUUGCUUUCCUGAGACUGCAGACAGCUCGGGCAGCACCCUCCGCCCUCGCAGGGGCGAGUCCAGCCAGACGCCCACCCCGGCCCUGCCAUGGGAGCCGCUGCCGUUGCCUGCCCGGCCUGCCCGCGCCCGGCCAACACCCACCACCAUCGCCGUCUCUCUACUCCUCGACCCCCCGACCGCUCUCCCCUCCCGCUCUCUGACCCCCACUCUACCUCGCACAGCAGGGGCAGGAAAGGGACUCUCACUGGUGAUUGACCAAAGGGGCCGCCCCCGCAGAGACCAAGAGUCCCCGAGGAAGGCCCAGCCUGGGCAGAGAGAGGACACGUGCUGGGGGACCUCCAGGUCGAGAGACACCAGCGCCUGCACCUCAUUCUCAGGCCCUGCCCCCUCCCUGCUCCCGGCUUGCAGCCUUGUCCUCCGUGUGCAAUAAAGCUCCUUGUGUGUUCCAA